CACACUGAAUUUAUUUUAAAUUGUAUCUUUUGGCCUAACACAAAUAAAUAAUUGUUAAUUUUAAAGAACUGUAAAAUAAUAUCACCAAUAAUUUAUUACGGCGCGCUUACGCCAAAAGCUUACGCUUACGAGUUAAUAUCGAUACAGUUAACAGUUUCUUGGUAGGUAGUACCUAUGUAGUAUUAUUGCAUUGAGUACGGAAUAUCGUCUAUCGUUACCUAUUCACUUGUGAAUUUAAAACGGGUUGCAUAGAACAUUGUUUAAUAAGAAAUAUUAAAAAGAAAAGCAAAAUGUAUCAUUGUGGUAUGAGAAAAGUGGAAGAGAGGCAUGUUGCCAAUCAAGUUGAAAUUAUGAUUUGGAGUCAUCGGCUUGAUUUACUGGCUCUCAGCAAUAAUAAAGGAGAAGUACAAGUUCACAGACUUCAUUGGCAAAAAGUUUGGUGUUUACCUCCACCAUCAGAAGAAGUUCUCGUGGACUCAAUGGCUUGGCGACCAGAUGGUAAAGCUAUAGCAAUUGGUUACAAUAAUGGAAGUGUUUAUAUUGUGGAUAUAGAGGAUAGAGCAAUUAUUGAUAAAUAUGACUUUGUUCAAGAAGUUGUAGAAGAAUCAGAGUAUAAAAACUAUGGCAUUCCCUGUAUUCGGUGGGCUGUUAAAGCUGGUACUUUGGAAAGUGCAACAGAAUAUAAUUUAUAUGAUGAUUGCUCUAUAUUCUUACAAACGCCACCAGCAACUAUAGGUUUUCCAUAUAAAAGUGGAAAUACUGAAGAAAAAGAAAAAGGUUGUGGAGAUCAUUUAGACCAAUUUAACCAGCUCAAUUUGUUGAUGAUUGCAUAUGGUACUGGAAAUAUCUUUAUGAGUGUGUUUGGUAGAUAUCCCUAUAGAAGUGUUCAUAUGUCUCAAUUUACUAAAGAUGAAUAUGGAGAUUAUGAAAUUCUAGACAUACAAAUGUCAGAUGAUUUUAGUGUGAUGCAGGUGCUGUAUGUUGAAAGAAAUACAAACAGAAUAAUUGUCUCUGUUACAAAUACAAGUGUUUUAUCUGCUUACUCUGAAGAACUUUCUAUUGUGGCCAAUAAACAUGUUCAUAUAGUACAAAUGAUUUCACAUCUUGAUAAAACUAUGAAGGCCAUUAAUGAAGCAUGGGAACAUAUUUUAUUAGAAAUGGAUACAAAAAUGGCAUAUUAUGCAUCAACUGUGCCAGAGGGUGGUGUUUCUGCAGAUUUAUUGGAGCUACUCAUGUUAGGUGUACCUUCUGAUGAAUUGGAAGUGUUUUUGUUAAGAGAGCUUACGGCAAAAGGUCUGAAGAAAUUUGGUAGCUCAGUUGAAUUAAGUUAUUCAACUAUACAAAAAUUGGUUUUGAAGCAGUUGAAUAUUGUUGGACAAAAUCUUGUAUAUCACUUGUCUGAACUGAGAGGCCUUGCUAAAAUACCAGAUCGAUAUAAGGUAUUAGGUCUUGAUGAAGCUAAGGUGACAUCUGCAAUAAGAGCUAGCUUUGCAUUUUUAAACAAAUGUCUAGAAUUGCAGCAGGUCAUAGAUGUGUCAAUGCGAAAUUACAAAGCUUUCUUCCGUUGGUUAUUUGUGGCAAUAGUUCGAUUAUUGGAUGAGCACACACCUAGUGAAAUAGUAAAAAUAACUCAGCAGGAGUUAACACAUAUUGCUGAUUUCUUAUACAACUUUGACAAUGUACAAGUGGAAAAUGAAGAGGAAACUGAAGAAAAGCCUAUGAAAUUUAAUUUAGAAAGAUUGGGUCAAUAUUUACAAGAUAACGAAUUAACAAUUUUACCAGAUGAUGAGGACAAUCCUUGGCAUAAAAUUCUUAAGGAAAAUGCAUGCCUUUUGAAAGACGAUGAUACAAUUUAUUUAACAUCUGAAUUUAAGAAAUUUUCACUGGUACAACAACAGAAAUACUUAAACCGUGAAGUUGAGGAGGUUUUUGAUAUUCAUCAUAAAGAUAUAGCAAAGAACUUUUCUGUUUUGUAUAAUAUAAAAUGCUAUGAUGGUGACGAAGAUUUGAAUGUAAAUGAAAAUGUAAGAAUUUCUCAAAUAUUUGAUCCCAAGCAGCAAAGAUUCAUGAUGGCCAUAGUCAAUACAAAAAUACCACAGCAGGGACUUUAUUUUAUGUCCGUAAGUGUCAAGGAAAGGUUAUGCUCAGCUACAACAUGUGAAUAUUUCUUUUCCCCAAGUUUACUUAAGGACAACAAACCUACAUCAGAUGAAAAUUUAGAAAUAUUAGACAUACAAUUCUAUUCACCUGAAUAUCUGUCUUUACUAUUGAAGCAUCCAUACAUGGAAGACAGCACUAUAUUUGUACAACUGCCUCUAAAAAUUGCUUUAGAGAAUUCACAAGAGUUUAAUAUGAAAUGUAGGAAUAUCAUUUUCAAUGAAGACAUGGAAAAAAUAGAUCUUUCUCCAUUAUUAGAUCCCAGUGUAUUUAAAGUUUUAGAAAAAUUGAAUGGAACUAAAAUAGCAGUGUCAGGGGCGCGAAAGGUUGCUGUUGUGCUUUCGAAUAUACAAAGGAGAGUAAGAGUUUUUGAAAUGGAAAUAAACGGUGAGGAUGAAGAUGAUGACACGUUGGACACAACUCCACAAUCAAAUUUAACGAAUAACAGUGAAACUAUUGCAUCUACUAGUAAUGCGACUGCAGGAAAUAUCACAUUUUAAUGUAAAUAAAAAGAGAAUACACCAAAAAAUAAAUAUAUUUUAUCUUA
Colias croceus (clouded yellow) is the source of this 2704-nucleotide messenger RNA. RefSeq names its product anaphase-promoting complex subunit 4 (gene APC4). NCBI's taxonomy places the organism in Eukaryota, Metazoa, Arthropoda, Insecta, Lepidoptera, Pieridae. Bases 291 to 2657 code for a protein of 788 amino acids. Gene Ontology annotation, cellular component: nuclear periphery; anaphase-promoting complex. The record is from RefSeq and is a predicted model, not a curated record. The transcript is spliced from 6 exons. Gene Ontology annotation, biological process: anaphase-promoting complex-dependent catabolic process; protein K11-linked ubiquitination; positive regulation of mitotic metaphase/anaphase transition. Gene Ontology annotation, molecular function: protein binding.